Acaulospora colombiana is the source of this 417-nucleotide messenger RNA. The record is from the annotation of a GenBank genome assembly. NCBI's taxonomy places the organism in Eukaryota, Fungi, Glomeromycota, Glomeromycetes, Diversisporales, Acaulosporaceae.
CCUACCAUGUCGGCUGCAGAUACAAGGAGGUAUUGGGCUUCCUUUAUUAAUACUCACCAGCGUAAGGACACAAUUUCUACACUAGGAAUAUCCGACUCCUCCUCUCCAAAGCAGCCUGAAUUCCCGAUCAUUUACCAAUACUUUAUAUUUCAAUUGUCGAACCUAGAGCAUUUGGUACUGGAAGGAGGAGCUGCUGUUCUAGGACUCAAAGCGAUGGUCUCCGCGAACCAAGUUCCCUCGAUGCUCACCAAGCUUACAAUAUCCAACAGUAAAGAGGUGAAAAAGGAUCACAUAGAUGCACUCGUAAGAGUCCUUAAUGUCCCUCCGCCUCAACAAGUCUCCCUUCAAAUCAAAGAUUGCCCCUCUUUAUCCGACACGGCCGAAGAGCGACUACUUUUGGGCGAUAUUGCAGCGUAG